Knipowitschia caucasica is the source of this 2700-nucleotide messenger RNA. The record is from the annotation of a GenBank genome assembly. NCBI's taxonomy places the organism in Eukaryota, Metazoa, Chordata, Actinopteri, Gobiiformes, Gobiidae.
AUGAAGUCUACACUCAGCCAGUCUGCCGUGUUCCCGGUGGAGACGGGGGACAUGGGCCCCGCGGCUUGCGCCACUCGGACCAUAGUAGAGACCGCCAUCACCACAGUUCUUGAAAUGUCUGCAUCUGCCAAGCCAGAGUCACAAGAAAGACUGGUGACAAGAACAUCUCAAGAGGCAGCGAGAAAAAUCGGCAACAUCUUUGUGCAGCUGUUGAGGCGGGAGACCAAAAAGUUGCAAAGCCGACUGGACCUGCUGGAGAGCCAACAUGAGAGGAGGCACAUGUCUGAGCAGGAGCAGAGGAGAAACUACUCACAGAAGCAGUGCGAGCAUCAAGGGAGAAACUGUGUGAGGAGCGCUGCUGAGGAGGCAUCCGACAAGACUGCAUCAAGGAAUCAAACCCCAAAAACCACUUAUACUCCAGUCCAUGUCCAGGAUGAGGAGGUUGCAAACACAGCAAGGAGCAGCGAUGAGCUUCAGGGUGGAUUGUGCAACAUGAUCCCGCUGGCCUGUGAGCACUGCCCCUUUACCUUCACAGAACAAAGCCUCUUGGAGCGCCACCUGCUGGAACACAGUGAGGAAAUAGCCAGCCCCUUCAACCUCCACACAUUCACCACAAACACCGCUGCACGGCCCCCUCAUCCACCGGUCUCGGACAGAGCCAGAGAAGGCCUCAGCUCCAUGGGGGAGGUGGAGGCGCAGGUGGCCGCCAUCCUGGAGCUGAUGGUCGGCGCCGCGAUGACAGAAGUGACCAAAGUGGUGGACGGCACCGCAGCGUUCCUCCCAGAGGAGUGUGUGAGCCCCGCGGAGCCUGUGGACCAGAAGGUGUUCCAUGUCAGCCUCUGCUUGGCCACCCUUGCUCAGGACGCAGUGGAGAAGCUCUGUCUGCUUUUCCAAGAGUGCUCUGCCUUACUCCAGCUCAAGGUGUCUGAGGUGGAGGAUCUGCGGCAGAGGCUGGAGACUGCAGAGGCAAAUCUGAGGGAACAGGCCCAGCCACAGCGCAAAGUGGUGAUGAUCUGUGACACGGCCCUCAGGCGGAUGCCUUUCUUCAGAAACUGGAAGAGUAAAAAGGACAGAGUCCACAAAGUCAUCCCAGAGCACGAGGAGAUGGAUGCUUCAGAUGGGCCCCCAGAGAGUGAGGAGGGCCCCACAGAGGAGGACGCCACUAACCAUGUCCACGCUGACCAUGUCCACGCUGACCAUGUCCACGCUGCCCACAUAACUGCUAAUAAGGGCCCCUCAGAGGAGGAUACUAUGGAGGAAGACGUCCAGAAGCCAGAGAGCCCUGAACCGGACGUUCCAGAGCAGACUGAAGCUGAGGCUGAAGAUCCUGACAGAGCGCACAUAGCUAGGCUGGUGAGGAAGGUGGCAGUGGGGAAGGUUCCUCUGAGCACAGCUCCACGGAAGCGGAGGCCAAGGUGCGGCCCACCCAACGCCCCCAAGACUCACAAGUGUCCUGUGUGCGCAGAGCUCUUCUACAGGCAGAAGGGGCUGGACAUACACAUGCUGCGGCACACAGGUGAAAAGCCGCACCUCUGUGAUGUUUGUGGGAAGAGCUUUACUCUGAAGCAGAGCCUGACCGCUCACCAGAGGAUCCACAGCUCCUACAGGCCCUUCAGCUGUCCCACCUGCGCCAAGUCUUUCCGUCGCAAAUAUCUGCUCAACAGGCACAUGAUCCUUCACACAGGGCUGCGUGCAUUCAAGUGCCGCUACUGUGACAAGGCCUUCACCAACAACAACAACGUAAAGCGCCAUGAGCUCAUCCACACGGGAGAGAAGCCCUACAAGUGUGACGUAUGCGGCCGCUGCUUCAACCAGUCCAGCUCCCUGAAGGACCACAUGCUGGGCCACACUGGACUCAAACACUGCAAGUGUUUCUGUGGGAAGGCCUACAUCCAGAAGAGCAGCCUGCGAGUGCAUAUGCGGACCCACAUGAAGAUCUCAGAAAGUUGGGAUGGAGAAGUGACCUGUGUGGCCUGUGGCUCCAGGAUGGAGAAUAAGGAGAUCCUGCUGGAGCACCUGCGCACACACAGCUUCCCCUGCUCCUGUGUACUCUGUCAGCAGGCCAUCACAACCUUACCCGAGCUCCACACUCACCAGCACAAGCACCGGCGCCUGCAGCCAAACCACUGCCACAUCUGCAACAAGAGCUUCCAGUCGUUCGGAUACCUGCAGGUGCACAUGCGUCUACACAGCGGAGAGAAGCCCUUCACCUGCCUGACCUGUGGCCGCGGCUUCACCGUCAAGUCUGCCCUCCAAACACACCAGGUGGUGCACACUGGAGAAAAGCCCUUUGUCUGCCAGACAUGUGGACGCAGGUUCACUCAGAAGGUCUCUCUCAAAGCCCAUCAGACGCUGCACACAGGAGAGAAGCCCUUCGCCUGUCAGAGCUGUGACAUGAGGUUCUCCCAUCCAAACUACCUCCGCACACAUCAGCAGGCAGUGCACACUGGAGCCCCCUUCACCUGUCAUACUUGCGGGAAAAGCUUCAGCAACUCUACCAACCUGCAGCGCCACUGCCGCAUCCACAGCGGAGAGAAGCCAUACAGCUGCACAGUGUGCGGCCGCAGCUUCAGCCUGAGCUGCGCCCUCAAAGCACACAUGCGCACACACAGUGGACUCAAGGCCUACGAGUGCGAACGCUGUGGGAAGAGCUUUGCCUACCAGCGCAGCCUGCGUGACCACAAGUACAAGUGUGUCUGA